This is a messenger RNA of Rubroshorea leprosula, 972 nucleotides long. NCBI's taxonomy places the organism in Eukaryota, Viridiplantae, Streptophyta, Magnoliopsida, Malvales, Dipterocarpaceae. The record is from the annotation of a GenBank genome assembly.
UUUAAAAAACAAAAACACAGGAUUCAGGGCAAAAAAUUAUGCAGAUGAAAUUGUUGUUGUGGAUGGUGGUGAUGAUGGUCAUAUUGCCAUCUUCUACCGUUACAGCAAGUUCAAAUAUUUCUUUAGAAAACUGCCCACGAACAUGUGGAAGCGUUAGCGUUCCUUUCCCUUUUGGAUUUGGCCGUACUGAAUGCGCCAAGAAUGAUUCCUUCCUGCUUGAAUGCAACAAGACCGGCAGCCUCUUGUUUGGCGACAUUUCAAUUUCCGAUAUAUCAUUGGAAAACGGCACCAUCACCGGACUCGUAAAUUCCUCUGCCUACCGGUGCUGGCUCGAGGACGGUAGUGACUGGAUAUUUAGAGAUGGGAAUAUCGCAUUCAACAAACCAUCCAACAAAUUGGCUUUCAUCAUAUCCCCCAUCCACAACAAGUUUGUUGGCUUGGGCUGCGACACGGUGGCCUUCAUAGCAGGCGACUACGGAACAACGUUCGCAAGUGGGUGCUACGCCUUCUGCACUAACGUUACCUAACUCAGGAGCGACGAUUCGUGCUCCGGCAUCGGAUGCUGCCAGAUCUCCAUCCCCAAGCACCUCCACCUCCAGCAAUUGGGCAUUUCGGCUAACAGUUGGUUUAAGCAAAAAAAUGUUUUCGCUUUCAACCGCUGCAAUUAUGCUUUUACGGUUGCAAAUUCCUUUGAUAUACCGAACGUAAACUUCCUUGAUCACCCGUCUACUCAACCAUUACUGCCCGUGGUGUUUGAAUGGGCGAUCGGAGAUCAGUACGGCUGCCAAGAUUAUUGCGGCCCUAGCACUAACUGCUCUUACUCCGCCACUGGUGGUGGAUUCCGUUGUUCGUGCUUGCACGGGUUCAUCGGAAAUCCCUAUCUCCCACAAGGAUGUCAAGGUAGAUAUUUACAACUAAUGUUUUUUAUGCAUAUACUAUCCUGUUUAAUUUUAAUAACUCUAUUAAUUUUGU